AUGACUGAAAUGGAUAUUGAUACUGGCGAUGACCUCCUCACAAAGGUCGCGCUGGAUGGGUCCAUGGACUACUCUGCCUGGCCUGCUCUGCUGCCAGAACUGGUUGCGCGCAUCGAGAAGAUUGCCAUCACCGAAUUUCCUAUUCCCAGACUGCCUCCUUCCAGAGCGCCUGUGCGACCACCGUCCCCACGUCUGAUUCCCCCGAUACCCUCGUCCGAGCCGACUGAACUAGCUGUCGACUCGGUGCCUUCUUCGCAAGAAACCAACAAGGAGAACUCCUCCCCCACAGCCGCGAGGCCAUCUGCCCCGGUGCCUCCGUCCACAGCGUCCCCGCCGGCGCCCCAAGCCCGAGCUGAGCCGCCAGCAACGCCCGACACACUUCCCAAACCAGUCCAAGAUAUGCUCGAUGAGAUCACUUCGGUGUUGAAAGAGAACUUCACCGAAAACCCACCUCAUACGAUUCAGCGCCUAUCUGAGCUUGUGCUUCGCCCACGACAGCACUACAAGAGUGUAAUAGCAUGGCUCCACGCGCUUGAUCGUGUGGUUCAUGUCACCAGCGGCGCAAAUAUUUACCCCUUACCUGCGGCGAUACCAGACAUGAGCGGCAUGGGUAUGUCCGUUAACGGGAGCGCUGGAGCAACCUCGGGCGUAGCAAGUACGGUUGGCACGGACGAAGCGUUGGGAGGCGCACUGUUAACACCUAUUCCGUGGUUAACCAGCAGAGUGAACGGUGGGCCUGGCAGCGACACCGGGAGCGAAACUGGUGGCUCGUCUCCUCUGUCCGCUAGUGGUAUCACAGGAGGACCAGGGGCUGAUCCCUCUCAACACCUGCAGCUUCAACAGCGCCAGUUACAACAGCGACAAGCACACCAACUCGACGGCAGGGUGCGCACAGAGAGUACCGAGACGAUCGAAGGGCCCAAUGGAAUGGGAAGAAUCGAGACGGUGUCCAUUUCAGUCAAUGGUAUUCCCUCUACAGGCGCCGGUGGUGUGGGUGCAGUUCUCGCCCAGAGGGGCGUCACACAGGGCGAGCUCUUGAGGCAGGAGCAGCGCGCCGGCGUGGUCCCCAUCAGCCAAUUAGCAAGACAGCAGCAAGCACAACAGCAAGCUCAGGCUCAAGCACAGGCUCAGGCGCAAGCCCAAGCCAACGGCUCGCCUGACGAGGAUUCAGCCAUGAGCUCAGACCCUGAGGAUGAAGAAGAGAUUCCCCACGCCAGGGGUCCGGAGGAGAUAGGGGCGGAGGAUACUGGCCCCUUACCAGCUGGCACUGGGCAUUUUACUGUGGGGACAGCGGCCCUCGCUAUCGGAGAAUCCAGAGGCAUCAACGUCGAGGCUGCCGUGGGACGGCCACCCGACCAAACAGGCCUGCCGGGAUCGAAGGCUAGUGAUAGUAACAAGGAGGAAGCUGUUGUUCCCCAGAGCCCAAAGAGAGAAGCAACCGAUGAGUUGGAAGGCGGUGGAGCUGUUAAGAAAGUCAAGGAGGACAAGGAGGAGGGGGACAAGAAAGACGAAGAGGAAGUCAAGAAGGAUGCGGAGGGAGACUUGGUUCUACCAGACUCUGCCCCUCCGGCUUCUGAGACUGAAGAUGUUGGGGAUGAAAAGAAGAAUACGGCUGGGAGGCAAGUGGGCGAUAGUGCGGAGAGUUCGAGUUCCCCCAAGACGGAAAAAGGGGACGAGGAGAAGAAUACCCAGGAUAGUGGAGGUGAUAUCAGCAGUGCCUAG
Molecule: messenger RNA, 1722 nt
Organism: Podospora pseudocomata
Lineage: Eukaryota; Fungi; Ascomycota; Sordariomycetes; Sordariales; Podosporaceae
Exons: 4
Coding region: 1-1722 (573 amino acids)
Cellular component (GO): nucleus; protein phosphatase 4 complex; cytoplasm
Molecular function (GO): protein phosphatase regulator activity
Source: RefSeq, a predicted model, not a curated record